AGGGACCCAGGCCUCUUUCAGCCAGGCAGAGCGAGUGACCCUUGAACCUGUCCAGGCCACCGACUCCCUGCACUCCCUGAGGCCAGAGGCCUGGACCGAGGUCUCCCAGCUGCCCGAGGGGCUCGGGGGGCGUGUCAUAGAGCCUCAGCUGACCUCCGACCCGGCCCAGGAGACCUCCGGGGAGAGUGCGGCUCCCGCCGGGGGAGGAGGUCGGGCAGAGGAGGAGGCGGGUGUCGGGGAGGAGGAGUUCCCCACCUUUGGACAGUGGUCAGUGCAGUACCUUGCCGAGCAGGAGAAGCAGAAGGCGGAGACGGAAGAGCCGUCUCCUGUUGUGAAAGCCUCCCAGAAGAAGCUGCGUCAGAAUUUUGCUGCGGCGGCAUGUGGCGCCAAGGUCGUUUCGAGCAAUGCGGAGGCCGAGCACACGAGCUAUCUCCUCAACGGGAACCCGGAUGAGUACAUGAUCUCCCCGUGCAAGGCUAAGAAAUGAUAUCCUACCAAAGAGUGGCUUCCCCUGGGCCUGUUUGAGCUGAGUGCGGAACGUUCGGUGCAGUCGUUUGCGACAGAGGUCCUCGAGGAUUUCGUCAAGUUUGUGCGGGUGGAAAUGCUGGAGCAUCAUGGGAACGAACACUACUGUCCCAUCACCACCUUCAGGGUUCUGGGCUUGGAUUUAGCCUCUGACGAUGACGACGAUGUUUAUCACGAGCACUCUGAUUCUGAAGGUCCCAGUGAUGAGGCUCCAGUGGAGGAUGAGAUAGAGGAGUCUGUGAAUCUGUUCACCAGUGCCAAAGACACCGUUGUGAAGCUGAUGAAGAAAGUUCUCUACAAGGGUGAGGAGGAAGCGGCAUCUGCCUCAGCAGAAGGGGCAGUGGACCAGUCAGAGCGGAGGUACAGACUCCAUCCGGCGUUCCCACCGUUGUCAUUCCUGACGUUGGGGUCAUCACAGCAUCAGUGCCGGUAGCGACGAGCAGCCACGAGGCUGAGGAAAUCCCCAUCGUGACCAAACUGGACGACACGGAGCAGCUGCCGGCAGAGGCCUCCAUCCCGCCGGUGGUCAUCAAGCUGGAGAGCCAGGAGGGCGACAACGAGGUUGUCGUGACCGCCGAGCCCGCUGCAAGGGGACAGCACUCUUCAAGGCUGGUGUGUGAGUACAGGCCCCUGCACCAGUAUCUGCAGCUGAUGUCUGCGAGCUGCGCCUCGUGCUCCGUGUCAACGGUGACCUCUGACCUUAUGUGUCAACGUGAAAAAGAUCGACGUACUCUGGUGCCAGACAUCGUCCAUGUGGACAGUUCUCAACACACGCCCAAGUCUCCUGUCAGUUUGAUUGAGGAAAAGGAGGAGCAGACGGUGAAGGAUACCCAAGUAUCUUCUCCUGAAAGCGAGAAAAUGGGACAAAGUAAGCACACAUCAGCUCCGCCAGACCUACCGCCAAAAGAGCAAGUCGUUGGAGAUAAAGAAAAAGCAGUUUCCAAAAACUCGGAGCCCGAGUUGCCAAAGUCUUCUGCAGAGGACUCCACUUUGAGUGUGUCGGAGGGCUCGGAAAUUUCGUCUCAGCCCCAAAUGUCAGCCGCUCCGACAGAUUCGGGCACACUUCCUCUUCAGUCUCCGUCUCAGCAGCAAGAGCAGCUGCAGCAGACGAAGCAAAGUAGCACAGAAGAGCUGUCUUCGUCACAGUCGACCAGUUUUACGUUUGAUGACGUUUCUAGCACUCGUUCCGAGACGCUGGAGCCAAGCUCUCUCUCGAGUCAUGCUGACCUUGAGCGGGGAGCGGCCUCGGUGGUGACCCCUAACCUUGACAUUGAGCAGUCGCGUGUGGUUCAGCAAGAGGCCACGGAUAUCACAGACUCGCUGUUCCUGAAGGUGGCCCCGUCCCCCACGGUGCUCUCCGAAGACUCUCAGGACGAGAUGGGGCUCCCCGUGCCGGAGACACCGUCAUCCUCGGAGAGACACCAGCAAGCUCCAGGCACAGAGGAAGACCAGCCGGGAGAGAAGCCGGCAGAGAAGCCAGUGGUGGCCGCUCACGAUUCUCCGGAACCCAGUGCGGAGAAGGCAGGGGCGUCGACGCCAGAGCUUCCUUCCCAGGACAACGCUGGCGCUGGUGGUGGUGGUCAACAACCGACGGCGCCCUCUACCGGCCAGUCGGUGAAUGCGACGGGUGGUCAGGCGGUACCCAGUGGUGCCCAGAAACCCAGUAGUCCGUCGAAGAAAGGUGUGGAUUUGAUCAAGGUUGGGAUGGCGUCCAAUUCGAAGCGAGACAUGUCCAUCAUGAAACUGAGCAGUCGUAUUGUGGCUCUGGAGCAGAAUGUCUCCAUGACCAAGAGGUACCUGGAGGAGCUGAGCCGGGCCUUCAAGCAGCAGAGCGAGGACAUGAUGAGGCUGCUCAACAAGACCAUCAGUCGACUCAACUCCCACGUCACGCAGACAGAGGAGAAGGAGGUCCAGCAGAAGCUGGUGAUCGGCGUGCUGGAGCAGAAGGUGACUAACCUGACUCGUGUGGUGGACGUGCUGCAGAACCAGGUGGAUGUCAUGGGCAAGGAGCUGAACCAGCGCCAGUGGCUUCUCUCCAUCUUCCAAGUCCUGCUGUUCCUCUGGCUCCUGGUCUCCUCCUACCGUGGUCGCUCCAAGCCACCCCUGGCUCUGUCUGACCACCAGUUCCUGCUGGACACCAUGCCCAAACAACCUCAGGUGGAGCACGUGGACACCUCCAGCGGUCAGCGACGCAACUCAGACGUGGGUGUGGCCAGCGCGGGGGCGGGGUCUGGCGCGGCCUUGAAAAGGCAGUCCAGUGAGACGAGUCUCGUUUUAGGGACUGGCCCUUCUGUAAGUGAUUCAGGGAGGUCAACUUUUCAUUCCCCUGGAGUUAGUCAGGGUUCAAAGAAGAGGAAAAAGAAGAAAAUGAAGCAUGUGGAGAGUGUCCUCAGCAUUUCCCCCACUGGUGUGUCCCAGGGUUCUACCUUUCAGCCAGACCCAGUGCAGACUCCCAGCUUCUCUUCCUCCGCCGGUGUCCUCUUUGGGGCGCGGCCUCCUAGACCAGGGGGUGGGGCAGCUGAGGUCGACAGCGACCGAAGUGAUAAGGAGAACCAGAGGGAGGACGGGAAGAGCAGACACUUUUCGUCGGGAGGGGCGGGACAGGAAGGGCGGUCUGUUUUGACUCCUGCGGUCGUGCACGGCGGGAGCGAGAGCCAGUCUGGUCCUGUUCCCUCCUCCCCGUCUGGCUGUGUGAGUGGGCGGAGUCAAGACGGGUGGAGUCAGGGUGGGCGUGUCCCACCAGUGAUAGGCAAAGACGAUGGUCCUGGGUGUGGCCCGCAGUUCUGUAUAGGGGGUGUCAGCCUGGAGAAAACGCCUCCAGGCCACAAGUUUGGUUUGGAUCGACUUCGCGAAAGUCCCGAGUUCAAACAGCCGGCGUACCACAGGAACAAGGUCCGUAAGUUUGGAGAGAAUACGUCCAAUAAUUCCGUGUGGAGCGGCGGUCAGGGAGGAGAGGAGACGCAAGAGUUGACCUCGACGUACCCUCCUGGCCCUCACAACAGGACCGCCAUGGCUGAUGUGGUGGGACCCGGAUGGUCCACCGAGUUUUUUCUGUCCGACAACUACUUAUCCGAGAACCGCUUCAAGUUCCCUGCCAGCCCGACCAAAGACAGAACCCCAGAGAGGGAGGAGAGCCUUCUACCCCCUCCGUCAUCAGCUCCCCCUGUGACGUGCUCCUGUAUGCAGAAUGGACACACGGCUGCCGAGUCUCUGCCACGCAGGAAAAGCUCGUCGUCAUCCACAAAGUACUCACGACCUUUUCACGGUCGCGACGAGAGCAGAGUUUUUCACGCCUCUUCUUCAUCCUCAUUCUCCUCCACCCCCUCGCUGCCCCCCUGUGACAGUCUCGGCAAACAGCCUGUGCUUGGUCCGUCGUUCAUCUCUUUCCGUGCAGAUGAUGGCUCUUCUUUGUCAACGUCUUUCAACCCCUCCCGACAACCACCUCCCCGACCCCCACCCCCACAGAGACCCCCGCCUCCCUCCCAUUCGCCUCCUCCAGCCUUCACAAAGCCCCGAUCGUCCACCGCUCCCCUGAGUCCCAGCACAAGGGUGGAAGGUUCUUUAUCGUUUGUCAAAUCGGAAUCUUCUUCUGCCCCUACUGGCUGGUCACCUGAAUCGGACUCGCACUCAACCAAAGAACUUUCCGGAAAUCGUCACAAAAAAGGCGCAGGGAGUCAUCAACGACAUCGUCGACAGGGCUCUUUCCCACUGGAGCAGCAGUCGAUGAAGAGUCGGAGCAUGGAGAAAGAAGUCGGGCCGGCCAGGCAGGGGACACCCGAGGGCCCCAAGCAAAGCGGGAAGUUGAUAGGGGCCCAGGUGUUGGGGGCCAAAGUACGCAAGGCACAGUCAGAGUAUUCCAGCAGUCGUGGAACACAUCACAGAGCUGGUGAGGGAAAACGCCAUAGUCCUCCACUAGCGAGAAAAGGACCCUAAACUCUUAAAUAAAAAAUCCUUUUGUGUUCUGAUAUUUCAGCAUUAUGUUCUGUUGUGUAAUAUUACCCUAUUGAUGUGGUUUGUGAUUUCACAUGUUGUAUGGUUCAAAACAGCACAAAUCAGGUCUGUGAACUCGCAAAUUUGUCAAUGCUUUUCAUAGAAACUGCCUCUUUAGAACUUUGUUUCUGUGAAAGGUUGAACCGUUGUGAAAUGAGAUUGUGUAGUUGUUAAGCUAUUACAUACAAGUAAUGGGAUUCACAGCUUGCUGGCAGUUUUGUUUAGAGUUGGGGGGGGAAUAUUUAUUUUAAGUUCUUCCUUCUUCUUGAAAAAAAACAGGAAUAAGGAUAGGGUUAGGAUAAGACCUGGCCCUGGCUGUCCCAUGAUAGGAUGUGACCUUACUGCAUGACCAGUCUGAUGUGUGAUGUGUUUGAUCUCCGUGACUUCUUCCCUAGAUCGUGGACUCUCCAUGUCACAGACCUUGGAGUGACGGAUGAAGAAACUUGUUUUGGAGUUGGAGUUGGCUCCUGGGAUAAUGUGUGUGUGUGGUCUUCUUUUCUGGAAGGGGGAGGGGGGGGAGGAGGAGGAGAGAUAUAGUCAGGCACGGAUAACUCAAACAUGUCAGGGGAUUAGGGAUUGACAGAUAUAUUAACCCACCUAUAAUUCAGUUUAACUUACUCUACAAAAUUAAAGAGAUAUUAUUAACCCUUCCAUCCCCAUGCGCGUAUAUUUUCAGCAGCGCUUGUACCUCCUUCCGUCCCAAGAGUGUAUAUUCUCAGUUUCGGGGGGUACCAAAUUUGCGCAUUUUUCUAAAUGAGCAAAGCUAAUUGAUCUUUAAAUUUUAUAUUUGUUCAUUUACCUUUAAACAUUCUGGUAUGUUAUUAUCUUCAUAUAAUAACAAAGAUACUACAUCACUUUUUAGAAUACCUGCCUCUUUUUCUGAAAUACUUGUUGCUGUAUUUGCUGGGACUGGGGUUAGGGAGUACACAAAAAUGGCUGGGGCUGGAAAGGUUAAGGGAAGGGCAAAGUGUACGAGCUAUCCGGGAUUUUGAGUUGUUCAUGUUCUCGUUAUCUGUGCCUUGCUGUAUACAGGUAAACUAUUUCUUUCCAUCAUGGUUCUGAUUUGUGUUGGGAUGUACCAAGAGUAACCUGUCAUUACUGUUUUUCCCCCAAAUGAUUUUUACAACUGCAAUAUUUUAAUUGAGGAUUGGUCCAAGUUAGCAGAAUGUAAUGGGUAUGGGUAGAGAAGAAUGGGCAGUUGUGAUCUGGUUAACAGUCAGAGAUGGUCAUAUGUAGCGAAUUGGAAGUUGUCAUCUUUUGACAUUUCUUUUUUUGUUUUUUUUCUUCAUUAGUAUUGUUGUUUUCAUCAUGUUGACUUUGUUGUUUUUAUUGUUGUUGCUUUAGUAUUAGAGAACAGCAAAAGAUGUGCGAGUCAAAAUAUUGCAGGAAUUUAGGGUUUUUGAGUGAAGGAGGGUAAUUAUGACCUUGCCUUUUUCCCAAUCAGUUCGAAGGUACCUUUGUCGUUUUGAUCUUUGCCUGUAAAAGUCGAAUGUAUUCCCAAGCAUUACGCCUGCAAAACUUUUAUCAUAAAUGUUAUCUUUGAUCCACUUUUCUUUUCUCGCUUUCAGCUUAAAGAAUGAUUAUCAUUUGAUAUUAAUAAUUAUAUAAUUUAGAAAUACACCUUGUCUUAAUAAUAACUUUUGUCUUUGCUUACUCUUGUCUGUUGCAUUGUUAAGAUUGUUGCACACUAAACUGUUGCCAUUCCAUAAAUUGAAUCCAAAGUAACAGCAGACUGAAAAACUCAGUACGGUCAAGUAUUAUCUUUUCUGUUUCGUACCAAGCUGGUUUCUCGCAAUCCUUGUAUUAAUCUGCAUGUUACUGCAUUAAUGAUUACUAUUUAAAAGCUGUGUUGUAUUUAGAUUGGGAGGAAAAAAGGGGUGGGGAGGAAGGAGGUUGUUUGUGAGUGUUGUUGAGGGAAAGGCCUUACAAGCUGGUUUCUUGUUCUCCUUUGCAAAACCAAUGUGUUAUUACAUAUUAAUUCACAUUAUACUUAAGUUAUGUGGGAUAGUAUUUUAAGGGGUGUGUGUGGGGAAGUAGGGGUGUGGCGUCGCCAGCUCCUUCCUUUUCUUUUCUGUGUUGUUUCUUCUGCGAUCUGGUUUUGUUGAAAAGAAACCGAUAUCAUGCCCUUUUUCUGUAAACUGUGACCUUACAACUGGUCAUCAGCUCUACUUAGUGAAA
This is a messenger RNA of Aplysia californica (California sea hare), 6693 nucleotides long. RefSeq lists its product as uncharacterized. Gene Ontology annotation, biological process: protein folding in endoplasmic reticulum. Gene Ontology annotation, cellular component: cytoplasm; membrane. The record is from RefSeq and is a predicted model, not a curated record. NCBI's taxonomy places the organism in Eukaryota, Metazoa, Mollusca, Gastropoda, Aplysiida, Aplysiidae.